Oryctolagus cuniculus (rabbit) is the source of this 934-nucleotide messenger RNA. Its product is annotated as histone H1.9. Gene Ontology annotation, biological process: nucleosome assembly. Gene Ontology annotation, molecular function: DNA binding; structural constituent of chromatin. Lineage: Eukaryota; Metazoa; Chordata; Mammalia; Lagomorpha; Leporidae. The record is from RefSeq and is a predicted model, not a curated record. Gene Ontology annotation, cellular component: nucleosome.
CAGACAGUUAAGCUGACCACCCGCGGUGAGCCCCAGCACAAGUCUGCGGAGGCCAGCUGUGGGCGAUCAUCCUUGGUCCUCCCUCUGGCCAGCCAGGGGAAGGCGAGGGCUAAGCCCCACAAGGAAGCCUCUGAGGGCAGCGGGAGCUGGGACAUCUCUCACCCACCCACCAAGGAGCAGCCCAGGGGAGACUGCCAGCCACCACCCUGGAGGUCCUCUCCUCCAGCGAAGCUCAGGAAGAGAUGCAGAAAGACGCUCCUCUGCUGCCCACAUCAGCACCCUUGGCCUCGGACGCCAGCCUGGGUGGAAGCCACCAGGCCAGCACCUCAGGACUCACCAACAAUGAGACCGGGCCCCGCAGCCACCCCAAAAUCCACCGGAAGCCCAGCAUGUCCAAGGUGAUCCUGGGGGUUCUGGCCAACAAAGGGAAACGCAGCCGCGUGUCUCAGGCCACGCUGAAGAAGGCGGUGGCUGCCACCGGCUACAACAUGGCCCGCAACACCGGGCGCUUCAAGCUCGCACUCACCAAGCUGGUGGACAAGGGGAUGCUCAAGCAGGUGACCGGCAAGGGCGCCUCGGGCUCCUUCCGCCUAAGCAGGAAGCAAGCCUCCAAGUUCAAGCUCAAGGCCAAGAAACGGCAGCAGCGGCGGCGGAAGUCUGGGCAGCGCCGGCCUAGACAGCGCAAGUCCCUGCUGAGCUCCACAGAGGGUCAAAAACAGCAUAUCAAAGGGGUUCGCAGGGUGGCCAAAUGCCGGCCUAGACAGCGCAAGUCCCUGCUGAGCUCCACAGAGGGUCAAAAACAGCAUAUCAAAGGGGUUCGCAGGGUGGCCAAAUGCAGCCACAAUUAACGAGGCAGGUCAGGCCAGCGAGCAAGGAUGCCCGGCCCGCCCGUAGGCUCAGCGCACAGCGAGAAUAAAAGGAGCCUAACAUUUCA